This is a messenger RNA of Falco peregrinus (peregrine falcon), 2085 nucleotides long. RefSeq names its product sorting nexin family member 21 (gene SNX21). Gene Ontology annotation, biological process: protein transport. The transcript is spliced from 3 exons. NCBI's taxonomy places the organism in Eukaryota, Metazoa, Chordata, Aves, Falconiformes, Falconidae. The record is from RefSeq and is a predicted model, not a curated record. Gene Ontology annotation, cellular component: early endosome membrane. Bases 584 to 1678 code for a protein of 364 amino acids. Gene Ontology annotation, molecular function: protein binding; phosphatidylinositol phosphate binding.
AGUGGGCACGGCACUAAAUAAGGCUGGCCGGGGCGAGGGGGUGCUGGGGCAGCCCAGGGGAUGUCCCGCAGGGGCAGUGGCACAAGCAGGGUCGGGACCCGGUGUGCAGGGUGCAGGGUAUGGGCGUGCCGGGGUACGGGGACCCCGCAGUGCCAGGCGCCGCGGUGAGGGACUGCUGUGGCUGCGGGCAGGGGGCCGCGGGGCGCUGCCCAGGCAGGGGACAAGGGGAGCAGUGACCGGCGGGGGCCAGGGACCGCGGCCAGAGCCGCCCUGAGCCGUGCCGUGCCGUGCCGGCCCCGCCGCAGCGAUCCGGGUUCCCGGCGGAGGCGGAGCCGUGCAGGGAGGAUCCCGGGCCGAGCCGCGGCGGAGCGGCCAUCGCUCGGCACCGCCUGUCUCGGGGCAGCACGGUACGGGCCGGUCCCGCACCCAACGCGGCUGCACCGGGCAGGGGGCGUGGGAGCGGGGCCAGGGGGUGUCGCGGGGCCGGCGCCGGCCGGGCCGUGGUGGGCGGCAGCCCUUGGCCCCCAGCCCAUCCCGCCGCCUUGGGGCGGCCGGGCCUGACGCGCUGCCCGGCCCAGGCGGGAUGGCCGCCCGCAUCCUGCACCGCCUGCGGCACGCACUGGCCGGGGAAGGUGGCCGGGAGGAGCGGGUGCGCGGUGGCUGCGAGGCCGAGGACUUCCCGGAGAGCUCAGAGCUGGAGGACGACACGGAGGGGCUGUCAACGCGCCUCAGUGGCACCCUGAGCUUCACCAGCCACGAGGAAGAGGAGGAGGAGGAGGAGGAAGGCGCUGGAGAGGAGCUGGGAGAGCCGCCGCAGGCCAUGGGGGCGGCAGCCGGUGCGGAGGAUGGAGAGUGGGGCCCUGCAGCCGAGCGUGCUGGCGGCAGCCUGCUGACCCGGCAGCUGCAGGAGCUGUGGAGGAAGUCGCGGGGCAGCCUGGCUCCGCAGCGGCUGCUCUUCGAGGUCACCAGCGCCAGCGUGGUCAGCGAGCGCUCCUCCAAGUACGUGCUCUACACCAUCUACUUGAUCCGCUCCGGCCGGUUUGACAAGGCCCCUGCCGCCAUCGCCCGGCGCUACUCGGACUUUGAGCAGCUGAACCGCCGCCUGCGCUGCCGCUUCGGCUGUGACAUGGCUGGCAUCACCUUCCCCAGGAAGAGGCUGCGCCGGAACUUCACCGCUGAGACCAUUGCCAAGCGGAGCCGAGCCUUUGAGCAGUUCCUGUCCCACCUGCACUCCAUUGCCGAGAUCCGCCGCUCCCCCGAGUUCCUUGAGUUCUUCUUCCUGCAGGACCUGCAAGCCGCACAGCGCCUGACCUGCACUGGCAUGUACCGCGAGGCCCUGGCCACCUGGGCCAAUGCCUACCGGCUGCAGGACCGGCUGGGGGUGUGCGGCUCCGGCCGCUUCCUCCUGACACUGGCUGGGCUGGCCGUCUGCCACCAGGAGCUGGAUGAGCUUGGUGAGGCCCAUGGCUGCUGCGAGCAGGCGCUGCAGCUGCUGGAGGCCCAAGGCAGCCACCCAUUGCUGGGGCCCUUCCUGCAAGCUCACGUCCACCUGGCCUGGAAAGUGGGCAAGGACAAGCGGCGUUCAGAGGCUCGGCUGCAGGACCUGCGGGAGGCUGGGCCACCCCUGCAGCAGCAGCCCACCCUGAAGGAAUGCCUGAUCAAGGAGCCUCUGGAGUAAGCAUCCCACCACCGGUGCCCCCACGGUGACAGGAGGGCAAGGGGCCCAGGGUGGCUAGAGCAGCAAGGGUGAUGCCAUCGCUGGGAUGGAGCACAGAGGCAGCACUGCGUGUCUAUGGAUGGCACAGCCCAGGCCCAGGAGCUGUCUCAAAAAUGCACUUUCUUUGUGGUUAGUCUGUCCUGUGGGGCCGGGCACUCGUGGGUGCUUGUCACCCACUGCCAGGAGCUGGCUCUCCCUCUGCGGGGGGGGUUCUAGUGUGGAUGGGACGGAGUUUAGCUGGGAUGUACUAGCACUGCAUAAGGAAACGGGAAGGCUUCUGGCAGGGUCUGUGGCUCUUGCCAGAAGCUUCCCAUAAAACUUAUGUAAUAAAAAGGACUUUAUUGAAUAAAGUCUCAGUAGGAAGAAGA